This is a messenger RNA of Pieris macdunnoughi, 654 nucleotides long. The record is from the annotation of a GenBank genome assembly. NCBI's taxonomy places the organism in Eukaryota, Metazoa, Arthropoda, Insecta, Lepidoptera, Pieridae.
AUGGUAGGAUUGAAUAUGGAUGGACCAGCGAGAGAUAGGGUUUUGAAACUAAUGCAAGAAAAAGAUAGAAUUGAAAGUGAGAUCAGAGAUCAAACUGCAAUUUUGGAAACCAGUAAUGUGGGUAUGAACGACCCAUUGGUGGAUCACCAAGGAUACCCUCGAAACGACAUUGACGUUUAUAAAGUAAGACAUGCCAGGCACCGGAUAAUUUGCUUACAGAAUGACCACAAAGAGCUUAUGAAACAAAUUGAGCGAGGCUUGACAGAGGUCCAUUCUGGUUAUGUGGGGCCAGUUGUGGAGGGAGCAUCAUCUAGAACUCCACCAAGAUAUGUUUAUGGAACUAGCAAUGUCCAUAAUACACAAUUCACAAAUGGAGAUGAUACAAGCCAAAGCUUUGCUACUGUUGGCUUUGUACAAGAAGGAUCACCAGCUGAUAUGGCAGGGCUAUGUGAAAAUGAUGAAAUUCUGCAAUUUGGUUCAAUAAACCAUAACAAUUUUUCUGAUGUCACACAGUUACAUCAAAUAGUGUCUCAUUCAGUGGGACAGAGGAUUCAACUAAAAGUAAGACGGGACCAAAUAGUACAAAGCAUCACUGUGGUACCUAGACCUUGGGCUCAACCUGGCUUACUUGGAUGUCAGAUACGGCGGCUGUAA